AUGUCUCGCAUAGGCCAGCCGAUACAUUUUUUGGCCGGUGGUUUUGCUGGCUUGACCAUUCGAACCGAGCUGCAGGAGAUACAAAGGGCGGAAUUAGGUCGCAAGGCUGGAAUCAAGGACAGACGUCCGCUCGAUCCUCCACCGGUGGCCUCAGCUAGCUUUUUCCGGGUCCAUGCAGGCGGCGCAGGCGUGACGACCGAAACCGAGAUUGAGAGCCCGGACAAAAUCAGGAUCGAAGGCUUCGUCUGCAACGUAGAUUUGUUUCCCGUACCGACAAACUGGCAUGAACGAGGCGGGCCGUCGACUGCCUCAUCCUCAUCCUCAUCCUCGCACGCUGUUAAUCACCCCACCACUGUAACACCGGCCUCUUACGCACAGAAAGCUACGCACCCGGAUAUACUGGCCUACGUAGGAGAACAUCCGUUGCGUGAAAGCUCAAUGUGUAGCGGGGACCUCGCCGGUGGUCGCUUUGUCGAGGCAAUCCGGCUCGACUACGGCGGGAAGAAUCGUACAUUAUUCCCCUUUCCUGACCUCUCUGUCAAGACUGAAGGAUUUUUCUGCCUUCGGUAUCGAAUCUUCGACAUUCUGGCGGCCGCCGAAGGCAAGGGUUCGAUACCUGUGUUAGCGGAAUGUUUCGGAGGCGUCUUCAGAAUAUACGGUUCGAAGGGAUUUCCGGGGUUGAAAGUCUCCACAGAACUAACGAAGCUGAUUGCCAUUCACGGGCAUCCCAACGUCAAGGUCCGACAAACGGAGCGCAAAAGGCGCAAAUUAUCGGAUCCGGGGCCAUCACGCCCUGCGCCUUGA
Punctularia strigosozonata HHB-11173 SS5 is the source of this 804-nucleotide messenger RNA. RefSeq lists its product as uncharacterized. The transcript has 6 exons. The record is from RefSeq and is a predicted model, not a curated record. NCBI's taxonomy places the organism in Eukaryota, Fungi, Basidiomycota, Agaricomycetes, Corticiales, Punctulariaceae. The coding region runs from base 1 to 804 and encodes 267 amino acids.